GUCUGUUCAUCCCGACUACCGAAUCUUAUCAAAACAUCGGCGAAAAAAAAGUACGCAGUCACAAAAGAACACCGCAACACAUUAUACCAUUCUCAAUCUACCUCUCUACUCACAAUCACCCCAUAAACCCCCAAAGAUGAGCUCCCCAGAGGAAAUUCAACUCCGCCGCGAAGAAGACUACGAACGCUUCAAAACCUACGCCGCCUACACAUUCCUCGUCGCAUCACCCGUCCUCAUUGCCCUCCCUCCCCGAAAACUAGACCACCUUACUGUCCUGCUCACGGGUGCAUUUGCCUUUUCCGCGAACCACAUCACCUACAAGCGCACGGGGCGGAGCCUCCUCGACCGAUUCCACUCGAAAAUUUCUUCCGGACGGUCAUUUAUCCCCUCUGAUUUGCCAAGUGAGCGGGCGCUGGAGAUCCAGGCGAGGGUGCGGGCGUCGAGGGAGAAGCAGUUGCGGGAGGGGGGACUUAGUGAAGAGGAGAUUGAGAAGUUGAAGGCGAGGCAGUUGCAGGAUAAGGGGGUUGCGGCGCGGGUUUGGAUGGGUGGAGAGACGGAGGGGUGGAAGGAGAGGAGGUUGCGGGAGGAGCAGGAGGCGUUAGAUUCUGGGAAAGGGUAUGGGGAUUUGAUCAAGGAGCAUAUUUGGGAUGUGUGGAAUUGGGGGAAAAAGGAUGGAGAGAGUAAGGAGUAAAAUAUCGUGAAGCGAAGUGGCAUGCACGAGGGACUUUGAGCCAAAUUCUUGGUUUGGGAUUGUGGCAGCACUUAUUGGAUAUAUGGGGUGAAAAAUUGUAUAGUAUAGAUUUUGGAUGGGCGUUUGGGUUUACUCGCUUUGCGGAGCGUGGAUUAGUGAUCUUUUGUAUAAUAUUAUGGUCUACGGUAUGAGAUGCAACGAUAU
Molecule: messenger RNA, 895 nt
Organism: Aspergillus alliaceus
Lineage: Eukaryota; Fungi; Ascomycota; Eurotiomycetes; Eurotiales; Aspergillaceae
Exons: 1
Coding region: 137-691 (184 amino acids)
Source: RefSeq, a predicted model, not a curated record